GGUAUUGUGUGCACUCGCUUAUUAAAGACAAAGGAAAAGAUCCUUGGGUCGUUAGUCCUACUGAUGAAACGUGAAAAUAACAUUGAAUUAUUAAUUGCUGUCACUUGAAGAGAAAAAUCUAUGAAGUUAGUUAGAUUAUUGAGAAUCAGUGUAACCCUAUAUGCUAAACUCAUUGGCAAUUAAAGGAGAUAGACAUGCAAUGCGGACAUAAUGUGCAGUACUGGACAGAACAAACCAUCGCGACCAUACAGUAACGGUUUACAGUAACUUGUGAGCGUCAGAUGAAUAUAUGUGAGAGACUGAGAAACAAAUAUUCACUGUUAAUUUGAGGAGACAGGAACGAAACAUUACACUUAUGUCAGGAGAUAAAGGGAUGUUCUAUACACGUGUUCGUUAGUACUUUGACGGAAACACCAGAAAAAAACACGUUUUGGCUCUCGGACAUUUGGCGUAUUCGGAUUACUGUGCUGCCAGUAUUAAAAGAUGGAAAAUCUGACAAUGGUGAUUUCAAAUACUUCUACACAAUUUUUCCAGACUUUAGAAGAAAUCAAUGCGUCAAAAGCGGAACAACGACUCCCCACUGUUAUUUUCCUAACGAUUCUAAUUAUCAUUGGAGUAAUUGGAAACACGGUGGUCAUUAUUGUGUAUUCCCUAAAGUACCCACCGUCCACAUUUCGACUGUACAUCCUGACCCUAGCGGUCAUUGACCUUCUCUCCUGUAUUUUCGCCAUGCCCGUUGAAGUUGUGGACAACGCCUACCCGGUUAUGUUUUAUAGUGAAGCUUUCUGCAAAUGUGGUCGUUUCUUUGGGAAUGUAUUUAAGAUUGGAUCAGCUUUUGUUCUUGUUGUGAUGGCAGCGGGUAGAUACAAAAAGAUUUGUCACCCGUUUUCUACCGCCACCACUUUAAUUCAGGCUCGUCUGUGCUGCGCGGCCGCCAUCCUUCUGGCCAUUGCCUUUUCGUGGCCAAAUGCAAUCAUACAAGGGAUCAAACAAGUGUAUUUUCCUGGGAAUGUUACUGGUUUUGACUGUUCUAUUGAUGAUAAUAUUAGAGACACAAAAUAUCCAUUCAUUUACUCUACUAUUCUCUUCGUUUUGUACGUGUUAGUAUUUUUGUUGCUAACUGUGCUAUAUACUCUUGUGAUUUUGUCACUUCGUAAACAUACUAGAAAGCAAUCGACAAAAAAUAUGAAUGAAAGACUGAACAAAACGAACCCAAGAAUUACAAAACUUAUGAUUGCAAUUACGGUGGCUUUUAUUGUGUGCUAUCUUCCAAACUGUAUUUUGGAUGCUAUCUCUACAUUCAAAAGAGGUAACAUUUUCCCGCCAAGCCCCAUUGUUUUGGGAACUCUACCGCUUUUAGCCAGAGCAUUCUUCAUUAACAAUAUCAUCAACCCUUUCAUAUACUUAAUCGGGGAAUCAAAAUUCCGAAACAUCAUUCACCAAUCUCUGAGAUGGUUAUACUACACCAUCUGUUGUCCUAAAGAAAAGCAAAAGAAAAGUUUCGCUAUUACAGAGUCAAUUCGACUAACAGAGGUUAGAUCUACAGACUCUUAAUUGAGGAAGACAUAUUGGUAUGCAUAUCGUUCGAAUAUUAAAAUUGACUCUGAGAUAAAAUGCUUAUCUUUAUUGUGAAGUACAUAUACAUGUACUUGUUCAAUAAGUCUCUUUCUUUUUAUGAAUGUUGGAUUAAAACUAAAUGUUUUGAUUCUGAUACAUCAUUGAGAGCACUCUUUAAAAUAUUAUGGACAAGAAUGUUUUUAUACCAAGUGAACAUAUUUUAGUAUUAAAAGCAAAAUUGUGUAUUAUAAAUCACUGAUUCAAAAAAGAUAACAAUAUAUCCUGUUUAAUGCAGGAAUAUAGAAACGUCUGAUUGAAUAUUUCACUAAACAUAAAUUUGUACUUAUCAUAUCAGUGGUCUUAUCACUGAAACAUGGCUGAUUGGCUGAAAUACUCCCGACUUGGCGUUAAACAAUAGUAAUCAAUGAAUCAAUCAAUCAUUUGUCAUUAUAGCACCUGCAUUAA
Messenger RNA from Saccostrea cuccullata (small rock oyster), 2022 nucleotides. Its product is annotated as C3a anaphylatoxin chemotactic receptor-like. Gene Ontology annotation, cellular component: membrane. Bases 484 to 1554 code for a protein of 356 amino acids. Gene Ontology annotation, biological process: G protein-coupled receptor signaling pathway. The transcript has 2 exons. Lineage: Eukaryota; Metazoa; Mollusca; Bivalvia; Ostreida; Ostreidae. Gene Ontology annotation, molecular function: G protein-coupled receptor activity. The record is from RefSeq and is a predicted model, not a curated record.